Molecule: messenger RNA, 1710 nt
Organism: Chanos chanos (milkfish)
Lineage: Eukaryota; Metazoa; Chordata; Actinopteri; Gonorynchiformes; Chanidae
Gene: grhl3
Product: grainyhead-like transcription factor 3
Exons: 16
Coding region: 1-1710 (569 amino acids)
Biological process (GO): regulation of transcription by RNA polymerase II
Cellular component (GO): nucleus
Molecular function (GO): RNA polymerase II cis-regulatory region sequence-specific DNA binding; DNA-binding transcription activator activity, RNA polymerase II-specific
Source: RefSeq, a predicted model, not a curated record
AUGACCAAGGAGAUUGAGACUCUGAUGGUUCUGCAGAACGAGAGUUUUAACUACCCACGUUACCCAGACAGCUACAUGAUGGAUUCCUGGCCCUAUAUGGACAGCACUGACCUAAACAAAAACGAUUUCUUCUACGACUCCUGCAAGACUCCAAAAGAACAGAGAGUGACAGCCCACAGGGCAAGCACAUACAAACCAUUGGAAAGGACGCCGAAUAGCUCUCCGCCAGAGCUGGCUCCCCUGGAAAACUCCACUGCUCAAAUCAUGAAGAUGCUAUCAGACAGCAUUAACACACCUCAGUCCCAGGAGCUGUUGGACAGGAAGUUGCUUCCCCUGUGCCCGGGGAGGCAGGCUUCCGCUGGUGCUGAGGUCUACAGUCAACCUAAUCCUGCCGAUAACUAUGAUAAACUAGUCCUAAACAACAUCUUCGAAUCUCUCCUUAAUCCUAAAUGGCCAACAGAGACUUCCUACCCAGAAGCCACCACAGAGAACCUACACUGCACAAAUGGCUUUACAGGACAAGCAAGCCCAGUGUAUUCUGACUCAUACACCAAUUCCCCUCCAGAAAGAUUCAGAAAUGAUUUCCAGUUCACAUUGGGUGCUCCACAAGCUUCCCAGCACAAAUCUACAGAGAUCCCCAUGGUUUACCUGAAUAAGGGUCAGUUCUACCCCAUCACUCUACAAGGGGUAGACAGCACUGCCAGCCUAUCCUGCAGCAAAGUGAAGACGGUCAUUAUGGCAGUGUUUGACAAUGAGAAGAGUCCUGAGAUGCAGCUGAAAUGCUGGAAUCAUUGGCACGCACGGCAGCCAACCGUUAAGCAGAGGGUCAUUGACAUUGCGGACUACAAAGAGGUCUUCAGUGGCAUUAGCAAUGUGGAGGAGGUGGCUUUCAAUGCUCUAUCCUUCAUUUGGAACCCCAAUGAGGAGGCCAAGGUCUAUAUUGGCAUCAAUUCUUUGAGCACAGAUUUUUCCUCUCAGAAGGGAGUGAAGGGGUUGCCACUCAACUUGCAGAUUGACACGUACGAUUUUAGCACCGGGACAAACCGGCUCAUCCACAGGGCAGCCUGCCAGGUCAAAAUCUUCUGUGAUAAGGGAGCAGAGAGGAAGAUGAGGGAUGAGGAGAGAAAGAGGUCCAAAAGGAGGGUCAAAAAUGUUGCUGAUUCCACUAACAAUGGUUCUAAUGGAAAACAGUCACUGGUGUCCAGUUCAGUGGGUAAGGACUGCACCUAUUUCAAGACGCUAGACGACCAUGUCACACAGCCUGUCCUGUUCAUCCCAGAGAUGCACUAUAGCAACUUACAGCGCUGUGGCCUGGCGCCUCCAACCAAUCUGGAAGAUACUGACAGGACUCCUCUGAAGCGGGUGAACUGUUACACAGAGACCACUGAUCAGUGCAGCCCACCACCCAGCAAACAGGCCCGACGGGAAGAACAACAGAGAGUAUUGCUAUAUGUAAGAAGAGAAAAUGAGGAGGUCUUUGACGCUCUUAUGCUGAACACCCCAACUCUGCGAGGACUGAGAGAAGCUAUUUCAGAAAAAUAUGGGCUGCAAGAAGACACCAUUGGGAAAAUCUUCAAAAAAUGCAAAAGAGGGAUUUUUGUAAACAUGGAUGACAACAUUGUGGAACACUACAGUAACCACUCAGCUUUCCUCAUUGAAAUCUCUGAGGUGGUUGUGAACCACUUUCAAGUCACCCUGACAGAAUUAUGA